Aptenodytes forsteri (emperor penguin) is the source of this 912-nucleotide messenger RNA. It is a transcript of the gene FKBP6, whose product is annotated as FK506 binding protein 6. Gene Ontology annotation, molecular function: peptidyl-prolyl cis-trans isomerase activity; protein binding. Bases 62 to 784 code for a protein of 240 amino acids. The record is from RefSeq and is a predicted model, not a curated record. Lineage: Eukaryota; Metazoa; Chordata; Aves; Sphenisciformes; Spheniscidae. The transcript has 7 exons.
GUACUUGGAACACUGGGAUGAACCCUUCUGCACAAACUGCUACAGCAAGUCUCCUGGGCUGAUGAAACUUGGAAAAGACAUUACGCUGGGGGGCCUGGAAAUUGGCCUGCUGACGAUGAAGAAGGGAGAGGUGGCAAGAUUUGUCUUCACACCAGAUUAUGCCUAUGGGCGGCAGGGCUGUCCUCCUCUCAUUCCCCCGAAUGCCACGGUCAUGUUCGAAGUGGAGGUGCUGGACUUCCUGGACUCGGAUGAAUCUGACACUUUCUUUGAGUUGACUGCUGAGCAGCAGGAUACGUUUCCGCUACAAAAGGUGUUGAAAGUGGCAGACACGGAGAGAGAGUUUGGCAACUACCUCUACCGUAAGCGGCACUUCGAGGGUGCCAAAGACAGAUACAAAAGGGCGUUCUCCAUCCUCGGUCGCAGCCCUUCCAGUAAGGCAGAGCAGUGUCAGAUCGAUGCUUCCAAGUUGCUGGUGCUCCUGAAUCUUUCACUUACUUACCUGAAACUGGAACGUCCUGCCCAAGCUUUGGCAUACGGGGAGAAGGCCUUGGAGAUUGACCAAAGAAACGCCAAAGCGCUGUUCAGGUGUGGCCAGGCUUGUCUCUGCAUGACAGAAUAUGAAAAAGCACGGGAUUUCCUGGUCAGAGCUCAGCAUAUACAGCCGUUUAACCACGAUAUUAACAAUGAGCUGAAAAAGUUGGCAAGCUGCUACAAGGACUACAUGGAAAAGGAGAAAGAAAUGUGCUGCCGAAUGUUUGCCCCUCUCAACUCUUCUUCUGGCUGACCAGAAAUAAAGGACCUCGCCCACUGACGAAAAGAGCAGUUCUUGGACGGGAAGGAGACCUACCUCUGGGCACACAGAGGUCUCGGCAUCGCAUCUAUGUUUUGGAAAAAGGGGCAAGAGCAUGUCUU